Messenger RNA from Venustampulla echinocandica, 408 nucleotides. RefSeq lists its product as uncharacterized. Gene Ontology annotation, cellular component: dynactin complex. The record is from RefSeq and is a predicted model, not a curated record. Lineage: Eukaryota; Fungi; Ascomycota; Leotiomycetes; Helotiales; Pleuroascaceae. Gene Ontology annotation, biological process: mitotic spindle organization. Gene Ontology annotation, molecular function: dynein complex binding. The transcript has 2 exons. Bases 1 to 408 code for a protein of 135 amino acids.
AUGUCGUCUUCAAAACGAGCCUCCAUGAUGCCUGCUGCACCCAAGCCUCCAACUUUCCUCGCCUCCACGCUCAUCAUAGCAGACCAAGCCUCUCUCACAGGCACACACCUUAUAACCCUCGGAUCCAACACCGUGGUCCAUCCGCGAACCAAAUUGAAUUCCACAUACGCAUCUAUUACAAUAGGCAAUAAUUGCAUCCUCAGCGAGCGAAGCAUGAUCGGUCUGCAAAGCGAAGCGACAGGAAACGAAAACGAAGGGGUACUCAUUGAGAAUGGGGUCGUGGUUGAGGUCGGAGCUACGGUGGAGGCGCUAUCGAUAGGAGAGGGAUGUCUCAUUGAGAUCAAUGCUAGGAUUGGGAAGGGAGCAGUCUUAGGGAAGUUGUGUUUGGGAAUGGAGUGCGCCGGAUAG